Gigantopelta aegis is the source of this 1909-nucleotide messenger RNA. RefSeq lists its product as uncharacterized. NCBI's taxonomy places the organism in Eukaryota, Metazoa, Mollusca, Gastropoda, Neomphalida, Peltospiridae. The record is from RefSeq and is a predicted model, not a curated record. Gene Ontology annotation, cellular component: nuclear body. Bases 80 to 1660 code for a protein of 526 amino acids. The transcript is spliced from 10 exons. Gene Ontology annotation, biological process: snRNA transcription. Gene Ontology annotation, molecular function: RNA polymerase II general transcription initiation factor activity.
UUUACUUUUGGGGGAAACGCGCAAGGGACGUGCAUCACUGCAUGUCGAAAUGAAAAUAUCCAGUGACUGAUUAAAAAAAAUGUAUCAGAGUUGUUCCUCCAAGACUGCAAGAAAGAAAGAUGAUGUAACGAUGGAAACCACUGAAAAGCCAGAUAGUCUUAAACAAGAAAAGAUGGCUAAGCCAACAACAGUAUUAUGGACAAAAACACGUCACAGUAAUAGAAAAACGAAAAAAGUGAAAACGGAAAAUGAUUUUCUGAAGGACACGAGCUGGACAUUGACAGAGCGGAAACAACUGUUGGACGCAUUUCUUCAAAGCUGUAAUCCGGAUGACUUUGACAGCCUCGCUGUGUUUAUUCCUACGAAGAGUAAAAAACAGAUUGAACAAGAGAUUGUCCGAAUAAAGGCCGGCACAUUCAAGGCAGAAGGAAGGAAAAAAGAUAAAGAAAUUAUGGAUGCCACGACCACAAUAGACCCCUGGUUGAAUUUAGCAGAAGAUAUAGUGUUUUAUGACAGUAUCGACCAUUCCAGUGGCAUCGCUCGGGUGAUGGGUGUGGCUGGGAAGUAUGAGCACGCGACUGAGACUGUGUCGAAGAAACGACCUAGCUACCGACGUCUGUACCGCUAUAUCGCAGCAACUCUACGCGGUGGAGACCUCCCGGACCUCACACCAGUCGAAAAUGCUGUGAUGCUCGAGCUGCUGAAGGGUGUGACGCAGAAGCUGACUGGGUGUGACACGACCGACAAGGAGAAGGUUUUGACGUGGAAGUACGCACGGCUCAAGGCCAAAUACGACAUCAACCGCCUCCCGCAAAUCGUGAAGGGGCAGAACAAAGCUUUUCUAAAUGAAUUUCCAGAAGAGUUUGGACUUAAUUCGGAUGGACGAAGACGAAAAAAAGGUACAGCUGAGACAGUUAACCCUUCCAAUGUUAACCCAUCAUCAGAUCAGUCUGUUCCAGCCCAAGCUCCCAGUACAAGUACAACCACGCAAGAUUCAGGAGAUGCAACAUUACUGUCAAGUGAUUUUAAUCAAAACCGAUCGCAGAGAUCAUCAAAUUCAGGGGGCAUAACUCCUGCAAUUGUGCUAGCUUCAGGGGAUGCAACUCCUACACCACAGUCAUGUGAUUUUAAUAACGGAUCACAGAGGCCAUCAAAUUCUGGGGACAUAACUCCGGCAACCGUGCUAGCUUCAGGGGACACAACUGUCACAUCGAAUGAUGUUGCUGAAAAUGAAUCACAGAUACCAUCAGAUUCAGGGGAUGUAACUCUUGUAAUGCCAUCACAGUCAUGCGAUACUGAUAGAAAGAUGUCAUGUGACAUAACUUCUACAUCACAGUCAAGUGAUAAAAUUGUAUCACAGAGUAAGCCAGAUACAGAGGACAUAACUCCAUCCCAAACUGAUGCUUUUGAAAACGGGUCCCAGGAGAUCUCCGACACUAAUCUGACUACAAAACAGUCGACAGAAAUUGCCAGUACAUCAGAUUCAGGACAGACAACUCCUAAUCCGAGAAAGCGGAAAUUGUCAACUUGCAAACAGGACGACAAACCCCUCGGCACAAAGCCAUGGCAACGAGAGACUUUGGAGAAGCCGCGACUCUUGACCUUGAACCCAUUCUGUAUUCCCGUUGCACUCCUCAAGUUCAAGCCUACACAGACGUGAUUCGAGAUUGUUGAAAACUGGAAAUCACUGAAAAUAACUUGAUGUAAAAGUCUAAACAACUGACAUGAUUUGAAAUUGUUGAAAAUAACUAGUUGUAAAAGCCUAAACAAACAUGAUUUGAAAUCACUGACGAUAACUGUUAUUUUGUGAAAGCCUAAACAGACAUUAUUUGAAAAAACCUAAAAGCCUAAACAGUCUUCAUUUUAAAAUCUCUGAAAAUACCUUUUUCUGGUAAAAGCCUAAACAACU